UAUCGUCCAUCCGCGAAGCGUUGCACCGCCUGACUCCCUGACACGCACGAAGUGCAGGCUCCGCUGUCGUCGCGCUGUCUUCUUCAUGUUCUCAUCAAACACUUAUUCAAUAAGCAAACCAUCAUGUGCCACCCUCUACCUGCAGCCUCAAAACUAGAGGCCCUUCGAGUGGCCUCCACACCCCGGUUCUUUUUAUUAUAGUCGCGGCAAGAGGCAGGGGGAGCUCAGAGCAUCCCUGGGACUCACCGAACGAGGACACCAGCGGCAACAGGUGGUAAUCAGCUGCAGCAAGUAGUUCCACAGGAAGCACUGACCCAGCAGCAGCAGCAGCAGUUCAAACGACUGAAAGGCUCCGAUUCUUUGUCGAGAAUGAGACUAGGCGCUCUCCUGGCUGCUGUCUUUACAGCAUACUUGGUUCUGGAUCAAGUCAGCUGCCAGCAGCCAUGUCCGGCGGAAGUGUUGAUCGAUCCCACGCAUUACUUAUUUGUUGACGUCACAAACUGCAGCAAUUUUCUCUCCUGUUCCAACGGCUUCUUGUUCAGGUUGGCCUGUCCACAGGGACUCAAGUUUGACCCGGAACUCAGCGUGUGCAACUUUCCACAAGAUGUCAAGAUGGACCUCUGUUCUGUCAGCACACCUUGCAGUAGCUCCCCCUGUCUGAACGGAGGGACCUGCCUGGUGUACGACUUUUCCGCCACAAACCUCCAGUACGUAUGCCAGUGUCCCCUCGGCUACUCGGGAACCAACUGCCAGCAAAGACUUAUUACUUCUCCAACAUUUACAGAAUCCACGACAUCUAUGUCAACAACAACUUUUCCACCUUACAACCCCUGCAACAGCAACCCUUGUGGGACCGGGGCGACCUGCCUCAGGAGUAGUUCGUACUCCAGUGGUUACAUCUGUUACUGUCCUGACGGCACGACCUCAACCCGCUGCACGAGCACGAAUCCGUGUUCCUCUAGUCCUUGCGCCUAUGGCACGGCGUGUAAUGUCACGGCCAGUGGAGUCGGCUACACCUGCCAGUGUCCACCCUACCUCACUGGCCAGAACUGCGAGACAUCCCAGUGUGACGUGUCAGCCCGGUGUGGUGCUGGGUCCUGCUACCUGUCCUACCUGAGUCCAGGUUACACCUGUGUGUGUCCAGAUGGCACUAGCGGAACCAGCUGCUCAACACCAAGUGCCUGUCUCAGCGGUCCCUGUAGCAACGGGGGCACGUGCAUCGACAGUGCAACAGCCGCCGGUCGCUACGUGUGCUACUGUCGGGACGGCACCUCGGGAUCCAACUGCCCCGUGCCAGGUCCCUGUUCGUCCUCUCCCUGUCAGAAUGGCGGACUUUGCCAGGCGUCCACCACCGACGCCAGAGGAUAUGUCUGCGGUUGCCAAGCAGCGUACACAGGCCGUUACUGCGAACAAACUCAGUGCAGUCUCAACCCCUGUCCGAGCGGUACUACCUGUACUCUCAUGAACAACUCACCUGGAUACCAGUGUGUCAGUGCAUGCUCAUCAAAUCCUUGUGUCUACGGUACUUGUGUCAACACAGUCUCUGGCUACCUGUGUAACUGUCCAUCUGGCUAUACUGGAGCCCAGUGCCAGAAUCCACCUCAGUGCACCUCCAGUACAUGUCAAAACGGUGGCACCUGUUUUGUGAUCAGCGCCCUUCCUGGAUACAGAUGCACCUGCCCGGCUGGCUUCACUGGUGAAACCUGCCAAACACCUGUCAACUCCUGUGCGUCCAAUCCCUGUGUUCGUGGCACCUGCGAGAACCUGACCUCUGGCUACAGGUGUAUCUGUCCAUCUGGAUUUUCUGGAACUCUGUGUGACACUCCAGGUAUUGUUUGUGCUCUUUAUGGAGACAGCCUAUGUAACUCUGGCACAUGCAUACCAACUGGGAGUGUGACCUUUUCGUGCUCCUGCCCACCCAGCCGAACCGGCCUGUACUGCGAGAAUGUCGUUCCAGUCAACAACUUCUGCUCUUCAAACCCCUGUGUAAACAAUGGUGUCUGCAUCAACCUGUCCUCAACAUACUCGUGUUCCUGUGCACCCGGCUUCACUGGAAUAAACUGUCAAAUCAAUAUCGAUGAAUGUGCCUCAAGGCCUUGCCUCAAUGGCGGAACGUGCAUCGACGGUGUAAACAGCUACCAGUGUCGCUGUCAAUCUCCUUACUAUGGAAAUCGUUGUGAAAAUCAAACAACCACCCAGUGCUCCAACGGACAGCCUUUCCUGUGCCCCAGUGACGUCGUCAACUUCUCGUACCCCAACUUCAGUGACGCCACAUGUACCACGUACUUCCGGUGCAACAGAGGAAACCUGACCCUGGCCACGUGCAGCACCGGACUCAAGUUCGAUGUAUUGGCGUCCUCGUGCCAGCCCGCCACCGACUCCGGCCGCCUCUUCUGUGAUGUCGUCAGGAACUUCUACACCUCGCUGCGCGGGUAGAGUUAACCUCCUGCAUGCUGUCAGACAGCUCCUUCCUUUCGCAAAGCAUAAUUAUUUUCCCUUCCACGAGAAAGAGCUCUAUGCUGACGGCAAAUCAGGCAGUUAACAGUAACGCAGACGACUCACUGCAGGAUGCCGGAGGUGGUGUUACGCAGGUCAGACGCGAUGCUCCAGUCAUGGUUCUUUGUUGAUUAGUCUGUUCUGGACGCUUUUGUUUCACAGACUGUUGCUUUACUAUUAAUAAAAGAUUUCACGACAGA
This is a messenger RNA of Pomacea canaliculata, 2696 nucleotides long. RefSeq names its product fibropellin-1-like. Gene Ontology annotation, cellular component: extracellular region; plasma membrane; protein-containing complex. The transcript has 16 exons. Lineage: Eukaryota; Metazoa; Mollusca; Gastropoda; Architaenioglossa; Ampullariidae. Gene Ontology annotation, molecular function: calcium ion binding; chitin binding. Gene Ontology annotation, biological process: heterophilic cell-cell adhesion; establishment or maintenance of epithelial cell apical/basal polarity. The coding region runs from base 370 to 2436 and encodes 688 amino acids. The record is from RefSeq and is a predicted model, not a curated record.